AUUGUGUAUAUUAAUUACUAUUAUUAUUAUUAUUAAUAAUUGUUCGACUUCGCCGUGCUUUAUGAAGUACAAGAACACCCGUACAAGCAGAUUGAAAGGCCACUAAUUGGUUUCAUUUCCAACAACAGGCCGUCAUGAAUAAAGGUUUCAAGCUGUGCAGUUAGCAGCUAUUAUGGGUACAAGCUUUGCCACAGGGAGAGGGGGGAGAGGUUGACGAGACCUUUAUGUUACGCAAUGAUUUCAUUUCACGGCUUCCCCGAGGACACAUGUGCUCAUCAUAUGUAUUAUUCAAACAACGACCUUUCUAUCAAUUCCCAGCUCAGUCUGACCCACUUUUCAACGCAACUUUUAACCGGCAGCCCGCAGGUUGCAAGUGUUGGUGGAGGAGGACGCGGGCGUCGAACUAAUUAACUCCAAUUAACACAAGUCACGUGACGCCUUCCUAGCGUCAAAUGAAGCACGUGAUUUAUUUCCGAUCGCAAAACCGUGAAAUGAUUUCUCGUUGUGCAAACCGUUUUUUGACUUCUCUCGUUGUAGCCCUCGUGGCUCAGCACUGCUGCUGCUUCUCAGCAGUCCAGGUGGAGACAACACCUGCGCAGCCCGCCAUGCCCAAAGUCUCGUGCUUCAAUCGAAGGAUAAGAGCCGUGUUCGGCCCGCUGGUCAAAAGUAACAUACAUGUUAAAGACCGGACAGGGGCCAUGAUACCAGUGCUUCAGUCUGAUGAGUCGUGUGGAGUGAGACUGGCCAGAGACAAAAAACAGAACCUCUCCUUCUUCAGCGGAUAUGACAGCUGCUAUGCACGGAUUGAGGGCAGCAAAGUGAUCGUCCCUCUGCAGAUCCAGCUGACGGGAGAGGAUCGCUGGCUGAGGGUAAACAUCAGCUGUCCUCUAAUAAAGAGACAAAGGGUGAGGACUCCCCCCAUCCCAACACCGUUACCUGGAAAUUGUGAUACGGAAAGAGCUCUGCGACUGGACUGCGGCCCCCGAAGCAUCUCUGGUGACGCCUGCGACAAACUGGGAUGCUGUUACGACGCCGAGGAAUCCACUUGCUACUACAGGCUCGAUGCCUGCUCUGUGGAUGGACACUUUGUGUUCUCGGUGAAGUCCACGGACACGGACCCGCCCAUCGAUCCCAGCAGCCUCACAGUCAAGGGUCAGCCGCACUGCUCCCCUGCGGCCACCACCACUGACACGGCUGUCUUUAAGAUCGGCAUUAUGGACUGUGGUGCCAAGAUGACGGUGAAAGGAGACAUGAAGAUCUUCGAGCUGGAAGUGGAGGAGCUGCAGACCAAAGGAGUAACCAAACAUUCUCCAUUUAAUGUCCAGGUCCAGUGUGAAUACAACGCGCUUCAUGUAAAGCGUGCCGCAGACUUGCGGCCCUUCUCUCCGGUGACCAAACCACCACCUGCUGUUGCACUGGGAACUAUGGUCGUGCAAAUGAGAAUUGCCCAAGAUGCGUCCUUCACCUCCUUCUUUCCCGAGGAGCAGCUUCCAAUCACCUUUCCGCUGCGCAAGGUUGUCUACGUGGAGGUCUCCAUCGCCCAGCCGUCCCCGGACCCCUCGCUUUCCCUGCGUGUACGGGACUGCUUUGCCUACCCUGCGUCUGGGCACUCUGUGUGGACGCUUCUCCACGACGGAUGCCCCAACCCUUUGGAUAACAUGAGGAGCUCAGUCCCUGUGAGCGACGGGGGGAAGAUCGACAGCCACUCCCAAUUCAGGCGGUUCGACGUCAAGACCUUUGCCUUCUUGGACCCUCACACGGGCCACCCGAGCGGGGAGGAGAUGUACUUCUACUGUUGGGUGGAAAUCUGCACGAACGCCGCCGACUGUGCCCAGCCUUGCGCUAUCGUUUCGGCUGAUGGUGAGCGGCGGAGGAGAGGGGCCACGUCUCAGUACAACCUGGUCUCUCUGGGACCGCUGCUGCUGGGACACAACGUCACCGAACUGGAGGACAACCGAUGCGUUAAACAGAAGACGAUGUUCCAGGUGACUGCGUGUGUUCUCUCUGGCGUCGGCGCCGCCCUGGUGUUGAUCCUGAUGGUUGCUCUGUGGUCGAGCAUCCGGAAGCAUCAGAGGCCAGAAGCUCCGCAAGUUAUUGAGGGACAAGUUGAGGAUCUAUUUCAAUAAAACUUUUCACUGCAUUAAAGAA
Molecule: messenger RNA, 2148 nt
Organism: Gasterosteus aculeatus aculeatus (three-spined stickleback)
Lineage: Eukaryota; Metazoa; Chordata; Actinopteri; Perciformes; Gasterosteidae
Product: zona pellucida sperm-binding protein 4
Biological process (GO): prevention of polyspermy; binding of sperm to zona pellucida
Cellular component (GO): egg coat
Molecular function (GO): structural constituent of egg coat; acrosin binding
Source: RefSeq, a predicted model, not a curated record